Molecule: messenger RNA, 1026 nt
Organism: Physella acuta
Lineage: Eukaryota; Metazoa; Mollusca; Gastropoda; Physidae
Product: putative per-hexamer repeat protein 5
Source: RefSeq, a predicted model, not a curated record
AUGAAACGGACAUGCCACAAGAUCGUUAGGUCUACAAAGAGAGUUGCCAGGCAGGUACAGGAUCCAAUGGAUAGACAACACGAGGGAAUAGACGGGUUGGACACUGGGAGUGGCACAGGUAAAUGGUUGGAUAGACAACAUGAGGGAAUGGACGGGUUGGACACUGGGAGUGGCACAGGUAAAUGGUUGGAUAGACAACGUGAGGGAAUGGACGGGUUGGACACUGGGAGUGGCACAGGUAAAUGGUUGGAUAGACAACAUGAGGGAAUUGACGGGUUGGACACUGGGAGUGGCACGGGUAAAUGGUUGGAUAGACAACAUGAGGGAAUGGACGGGUUGGACACUGUGAGUGGCACAGGUAAAUGGUUGGAUAGACAACGUGAGGGAAUUGACGGGUUGGACACUGGGAGUGGCACAGGUAAAUGGUUGGAUAGACAACAUGAGGGAAUUGACGGGUUGGACACUGGGAGUGGCACAGGUAAAUGGUUGGAUAGACAACAUGAGGGAAUGGACGGGUUGGACACUGGGAGUGGCACAGGUAAAUGGUUGGAUAGACAACAUGAGGGAAUAGACGGGUUGGACACUGGGAGUGGCACAGGUAAAUGGUUGGAUAGACAACAUGAGGGAAUUGACGGGUUAGACACUGGGAGUGGCACGGGUAAAUGGUUGGAUAGACAACAUGAGGGAAUGGACGGGUUGGUCACUGGGAGUGGCACAGGUAAAUGGUUGGAUAGACAACAUGAGGGAAUUGACGGGUUGGACACUGGGAGUGGCACAGGUAAAUGGUUGGAUAGACAACGUGAGGGAAUUGACGGGUUGGACACUGGGAGUGGCACAGGUAAAUGGUUGGAUAGACAACGUGAGGGAAUUGACGGGUUGGACACUGGGAGUGGCACAGGUAAAUGGUUGGAUAGACAACAUGAGGGAAUUGACGGGUUGGACACUGGGAGUGGCACAGGUAAAUGGUUGGAUAGACAACAUGAGGGAAUGGACGGGUUGGACACUGGGAGUGACACAUGUAAAUGA